Molecule: messenger RNA, 468 nt
Organism: Microsporum canis CBS 113480
Lineage: Eukaryota; Fungi; Ascomycota; Eurotiomycetes; Onygenales; Arthrodermataceae
Exons: 3
Coding region: 1-468 (155 amino acids)
Source: RefSeq, a predicted model, not a curated record
AUGUUCGCCAAAUCCGCCAUCGUUUUCGUCUUCUUUGCCCUCUGUGGUUUCGUCGCGGCGUUCCCUCCUGCCUGUGUCCUCGGAGCAGUCAUCACCCAAAAAGACCUCAGUGACUUCGGAACUCUAUGCGGCUCCUCUAGCAACGCCGUUCAAAAGCAGAUAGUCAAAUUAUGUGAGGGCGAUUCUGACGCUGGCCUAAAGUCUUUCAAGGCUGCCUGCUCCGAUGCCGGAUAUGACAUCAAUCUCAUUGAUACCAACACUUCUUCUUCUUCUUCCGCGACCUCUACUGCUUCCAGCACUGGCUCGUUGACCACUUCCAAGUCCUCCCCCACUUCGGCUUCUGGCUCUGGCUUGUCUCCAUCCAACACUUCCUCUCCAUCUAGUGAGCCUAACGCUGGAUCCCUCCACAAGGCUGACUCGAUGUUUGUUGCUCUCGUUGUUGCUAUUAUCGGGGCUAUUGCGCUUUAA